Messenger RNA from Paraglomus brasilianum, 1302 nucleotides. Lineage: Eukaryota; Fungi; Glomeromycota; Glomeromycetes; Paraglomerales; Paraglomeraceae. The record is from the annotation of a GenBank genome assembly.
AUGGCAAGCGAAGAAGACUUGCUAAAAAUUCUGAGCAGAGUCCAAGCAUACCAUGGGCUUAUAAUUGGCGAGGAUGGUGCUCAACCUGCCCCUAAACGUGCAGUAGCAUUAAGGGGACGCGUAUCAUCAGACUUUUCGAGAAGAGAGCCUAUAGUAUACUUGAUCCAUAGCCGCAGAGCAUCAGAUACUUUCUUAUACGAAAAUCACAUCAAACCUGCUGACGAUCUUCUGUGUGAGCCUUUGGGGCUAUUCAUUAAUUCAAACAAACAAAAUCCCUAUUUUAAUCCUCGUCCUGAUAAUACCAUCAUCUUCCAAGUCUUCGCCGGGCAAUGUAUCAUGCACUUUGAAGAUUAUGAACCAACGAAAGAAUUCGUUGAAGCAAUUACUAAAGCCAUCGAUAGCGGCACUCCGUACAAAGCAUUAGACGAUGUAUUUGCUGAAUAUGGAUAUUGGUGGAAUCGCCGAAUUCGACUUGGUGGGAAGCUCCAACGAGCUACUAAAUUGACCAUGAACCCUAAUCCGGCAGCAGACAACCAAAUUAUUUCAGACUAUGAUAAUGACUACACGUUCGACAGCAUAUACCAAAAAUGGUCAGAUAUAAUACAACCAGCCAAAAGUGACCAUCUCGUCUCGGGUAAUGGUGACGUAAUAAGAAUCGAAUCAAUACCAAAUUGGCAACAACUCGUUCAGGUUGAUCAACACCAAUGGACUAUAAUUGACCGAUCAGACUUUAUUCCAACCUACGAAUUGUUAGACAACUCAUUAAGAAUGCGUCUCGCAAGCUUGUAUCCCACCAUACGGAAUUUAGUCACUGGGACAUAUGUCCCCGACAUUCGAAUUUUGCUCACUGGAAAGUCAAUAAUCGAUCCGUGGAGUAAAGACAUCUGCCGUGUUAAAUUUCCUGCGCCCUUUAAUAAUACGUCCUACCAUGUUUAUGGGGCACUUUAUGAAAAAGAAAAGAGACGAGAUGAUGUGGAAAUAAGGUUGUCCUCGGCCAAUACAUGCGAAAUAGCGUUCGAGAUUGACUGGACAGAAUACCCUGUAUCAACCAUAGACAUUCAUAUUCAGUGGAUAAUAUUUGGCAAUCCUGUUGAAGUCGGUUACUUUAGCCCGAAAAAUAGAGAUGUAAUUAUCGAACGAGGAAUGGUAAAAGAACUUGGAGUUGAGGCGAUCAAGUUAUAUCGACAGGUGUUGCAAGAACAUUCGCUCCUCUUAAUGCUAGAUACUCAAACUGCCAUCGACCGUGUCGAAACACGAGUUAAAACUAUAUUGGCACGUUAUCUUUUUGGGCAACAAGUUUGA